GAAAAAAAAUCUCAAAACGAGGAACUUAAAAUCACAAACUCACAAGCAAAAGCUUAGCAGCUGUGUAAGCAGAGCUAGUUGAAUUGAUUGAGAAGCUCCGAUCAAAAAUGGCGAUAACUCUCAACAAUGGCUUCCAGAUGCCGGUGAUGGGGCUGGGAGUUUGGCGCAUGGAGAAGCACCUAGUCAGAGAUCUGAUUAUCAACGCUAUUAAGAUUGGUUAUCGCCAUUUCGACUGCGCCGCUGAUUACAAGAAUGAAGCUGAAGUUGGCGAGGCUCUAGCAGAAGCUUUUAAGAGUGGACUUGUCAAGAGGGAAGAACUCUUCAUCACCACAAAGCUCUGGAAUUCAGACCAUGGACAUGUUCUUGGGGCUUGCAAGGACAGCUUAAAGAAGCUUCAACUAGACUACUUGGAUCUGUACCUGGUGCACUUCCCGGUUGCCGUAAAGCAUACCGGAGUCGGCAAUACUAGCAGUGAAUUGGCUGAAGAUGGGGUUUUGGACAUUGAUACGACCAUAUCCUUAGAGACCACUUGGCAUGCCAUGGAAGAUCUUGUUUCCAAUGGUUUAGUUCGCAGCAUUGGCAUCAGCAAUUACGACAUCUUUUUAACCAGAGACUGUUUAGCGUAUUCGAAAGUGAAGCCUGCUGUGAACCAAAUUGAAACACAUCCUUACUUUCAACGAGAAUCUCUUGUCAAAUUUUGCCAGAAACAUGGGAUUUGUGUCACAGCUCAUACUCCUCUAGGGGGUGCUGCUGCUAACCAUGAAUGGUUUGGUACAGUUUCUUGUCUGGAAGAUCCAAUUCUUCAAGGACUCGCCAAGAAAUAUGGGAAGAGUGCUGCACAAAUUGCCCUCAAGUGGGGCAUCCAAAGGAAAACCGUCGUGAUUCCGAAGACGUCGAAACCCGAGAGAUUGGAAGAGAAUUUCCAGGUAUUUGAUUUUGAGCUUGCAAAAGAGGACAUGGAUCUAAUCAAUGGAAUCGAUAGGAAAUAUCGAACGAACCAACCCGCAAAGUUCUGGGGCAUCGAUUUAUAUGCUUAGGUAGUCAUAUACCCUGCAUAAAUAACCCUUGCCUUAUCAGUGGUUCUUAAAUUUACUACGUAGCAUUUGUUGUUGAAAUGGAUAAGUGAUGCCCGGAGGCCAAACUUUUGAACUGUUUCA
Molecule: messenger RNA, 1157 nt
Organism: Cucurbita moschata (crookneck pumpkin)
Lineage: Eukaryota; Viridiplantae; Streptophyta; Magnoliopsida; Cucurbitales; Cucurbitaceae
Product: NADP-dependent D-sorbitol-6-phosphate dehydrogenase-like
Exons: 6
Coding region: 108-1037 (309 amino acids)
Molecular function (GO): aldose-6-phosphate reductase (NADPH) activity
Source: RefSeq, a predicted model, not a curated record